UGGUUAGCAAGAUGAACAAAGAUGCGCAUAUGAGAGCAACGAUUAACCAAAAGUUGAUAGAAACUGGAGAAAGAGAACGCCUCAAAGAAUUGCUGAGAGCUAAAUUAAUUGAAUGUGGCUGGAAGGAUCAAUUGAAGGCACACUGUAAAGAGGCAAUUAAAGAAAAAGGACUAGAACACGCUACUGUUAAUGUCUUGGUGGCUGAAAUCACACCAAAAGGCAGAGCCCUAGUACCUGACAAUGUAGAGAAGGAGCUUCUACAAAGAAUAACAUUCCUUGCUCAGCAUGCCAGCCUUUAA
Miniopterus natalensis is the source of this 299-nucleotide messenger RNA. The record is from RefSeq and is a predicted model, not a curated record. Lineage: Eukaryota; Metazoa; Chordata; Mammalia; Chiroptera; Miniopteridae.